CGCAAGGCCCGAGGCCACAGCCCAGCCCAAGCUACCCGCUAUAAAAGGGAGCCGGCACUCAGCCCUGCGUAUCUUUCACCAACUGUUUUGGGCAGAGCUGGUGGACAAACUUGUCACCAUGGAGACUGAAAUGGAGAAGGCCCUGAACCAGGUCAUUGAGGUCUACCACAAGUACUCCACGGCUCAAGGGAACCACCACGCCCUCUACAAGAGUGACCUGAAGAAACUGCUAACUACCGAGUGUCCUCAGUACACGAAGAAAAAGACUGCAACUACCUGGUUCAAGCAGUUGGACAUCAACGAAGAUGGAGCAAUUAACUUUCAGGAGUUCCUCCCGCUUGUGAUAAAAGUGAGCCUGAGAGCCCAUGAAGAGAGCCACAAGCAUUAGGAGAGCUGUUAGGCCCCUGCACUUGUUCCUGCAGAACAAUAAAGUUAUCAAUACCUCAGGCC
Messenger RNA from Heterocephalus glaber (naked mole-rat), 450 nucleotides. RefSeq names its product S100 calcium binding protein A8 (gene S100a8). Lineage: Eukaryota; Metazoa; Chordata; Mammalia; Rodentia; Bathyergidae. Gene Ontology annotation, cellular component: cytoplasm; extracellular exosome. Gene Ontology annotation, molecular function: calcium-dependent protein binding; calcium ion binding. The record is from RefSeq and is a predicted model, not a curated record. Gene Ontology annotation, biological process: neutrophil aggregation; response to lipopolysaccharide; neutrophil chemotaxis.